CCGCGACAAGACGCGACUCUUCAACACGACUCUUCAACACGACGCUGCACGGGACGAAAGAGAAAAAAAAAGAGUAGAGUAAGAGCGUUUUUGCGCCAACCACGAUAACGGCUACAGCGAUUCUAUCCCCUUCGAUUGCCACCACCAAUCUUCAACACCCACUCCUACGCACCACCAGCUACUCAUCGCAUCACCCCCUCCAACGCGACAGCAAUGUCGCUCUUCGGCGGUCAGCAACAGUCUAGCGGCGGCGGCGGCCUUUUCGGCUCGACCACAACUCAGCCUCAAACAGGUGGACUGUUCGGACAGACGCAGCAACAGCCUCAGCAAUCCGGUGGUCUUUUCGGUCAAACGAAUCAACAGCAGCAGCAAACUGGCGGUUUGUUCGGACAGACAAAUCCGCAGACCGGGGGAGGAGGACUAUUUGGCCAGACUGCACAGCAGCAGCCUCAGCAGUCUGGAGGUGGGCUGUUUGGACAGACUACUACGCAACCUCAACAGUCAGGUGGAGGAUUGUUCGGGCAGACUAUGCAGCAACCUCAGCAGCAGCAGUCCGGUGGAGGCCUAUUUGGACAGUCGAUGCAACAACCUCAGCAGCCGGGAGGACUCUUUGGCCAACAGCAGCCCCAGCAGCAGCAGCAGGGUGGUGGGUUGUUCGGACAACAAAACCAGCAACAGCAAAUGGGUAAUGGUGCUGGUAUGUUUGGUCAGACAACCCAGCAGCCACAGCAACAGACCGGAGGCUUUUUCGGUGGGCAGAAUCAGCAGCAACAAUCGGGAGGAGGAUUUUUUGGCCAGCAGCAGCCCCAGCAACAGCAGGGCGGAGGGCUUUUCGGGCAGUCGCAAUUUGGAGGAGGAGGCAUGUUGGGUGCUACAAACAUGCAGCAGCAGCAGAUGCAGCAGCAGCAACAGCAAGGAUCAAAUGCUACCACCGAGAAGAUCUACCGGGUUAGGUGUUCGUGGGAUGUGACCCACCCCGAUUACGCGUUCAAAUACUACUUCUACAACCACAUCGGCAAGGAACGGGCAGUGGUUUACCAAAAGCCCCCCGGUGACGACACCGAGGCAUGGGAGAAAGCGUGGGCCGAGCGACCCAAUGAUGCCUGCGUACCCGUUCGGGCCAACGGCUUCAAGGACCUUGACCAGCGAGUACAAUCCCAGCAAGGCCAGGUCAAUCAGUUCCGUACAUCGCUACACACAAUCCAGGAGAAGCUCGCUGCGAUCCUGAACCAGCACGAUCUGACCACCAGCAUCAAACUUGAAGACUGCCGACGGAGACACAUGGCACUUGCUCGUCGCGCGCUAUCUCUGGCGGCCAAGGUGCAGGUCCUCAAGAAUCGGGGAUACGCCCUCCAGCCGGAAGAGGAGAUGUUGAAGAAGCGGCUCGAAGGCUUAGCCAAGAAUGUUCAGGAUCCUGCCGCUACGGGAAGGAUGAACGAAAUCUGGGCGCGCAUGAUGGUGGUUCAGGAGAAGGCGCGGGUCAUGGAGGAGAGCAUGGGCAAGGUCGAGAUCGUCUGGGAUGAGAACCAGCUCCAGAUAACCGGAAAGGCAAGUCUUCACGCAGCUCUUCGCAACAACAACUCCGAUGGCCUAGCACACCUGACCAAAGAAGUCCUCGCCAUCGAAAAGUCACUUGCCGAAUGGCAGGAGGCGAACCAGGGUCGUCACGGCUUUCUAUGA
Molecule: messenger RNA, 1680 nt
Organism: Tricharina praecox
Lineage: Eukaryota; Fungi; Ascomycota; Pezizomycetes; Pezizales; Pyronemataceae
Product: nucleoporin complex subunit 54-domain-containing protein
Exons: 4
Coding region: 214-1680 (488 amino acids)
Biological process (GO): NLS-bearing protein import into nucleus; protein localization to nuclear inner membrane; nuclear pore organization
Cellular component (GO): nuclear pore; nuclear pore central transport channel
Molecular function (GO): structural constituent of nuclear pore
Source: RefSeq, a predicted model, not a curated record